AUGAUUGUGAAUACCCUUCUGAAAAAUAACACUAUCUCUUUUAGCGAGUGCAUGAUCCAAGUCUUUUCAUUCCAUUUCUUUGGCUGCCUGGAGAUCUUCAUCCUUAUCCUCAUAGCUGUUGACCACUAUGUGGUCAUCUGUAAACCCCCGCACUACAUGAGCAUCAUGAACCGGCGGAUCUGCAGCGUGUGGGUAGCUACAGGCUGGGUAGCGUCCUGUGUGCAUUCUUCAGUUCAGAUUUUUCUGACCUUGAGUUUACCUUUCUGUGGUCCCGAAGUGAUUGAUUGCUAUUUAUGUGACUUGCAGCCCUUGCUGAAACUUGCCUGUACAGACACCUAUGUGACCAACCUACUAUUGGUGUCCAAUAGUGGGGCCAUUUGCACAGCAAGUUUUGUCAUGCUGAUGUUCUCCUAUGGUAUCAUCUUGCAUUCUCUGAGAAACCACAGUGCUGAAGGGAGGAAAAAAGCCCUUUCUACCUGCACCUCCCCUGUCAUCAUAGUCAUCUUAUUCUUUGGUUCUUGUACAUUUAUAUACACACGCCCCACAGCCACCUUCCCCAUGGAUAAAAUGAUAGCUGUGAUUUAUACAAUCAGAACACCUUUGAUUAACCCUCUGAUUUAUAUGCUGAGAAAUGCUGAGGUGAAAAAUGCCAUGAGGAAGUCACGGAGCAAGGAACUUAUUUCAGAUGACCAAAGAUGA
Loxodonta africana (African savanna elephant) is the source of this 699-nucleotide messenger RNA. Its product is annotated as olfactory receptor 4C16-like. Gene Ontology annotation, molecular function: olfactory receptor activity. Gene Ontology annotation, cellular component: plasma membrane. The transcript has a single exon. Gene Ontology annotation, biological process: G protein-coupled receptor signaling pathway. Lineage: Eukaryota; Metazoa; Chordata; Mammalia; Proboscidea; Elephantidae. The record is from RefSeq and is a predicted model, not a curated record. Bases 1 to 699 code for a protein of 232 amino acids.